AGCACCACCGACAGGAGCGGCAUCGUCCGGUACUACGUCUGGGUCGGCGCCGCCCGCCAGACGUGCUACGCCAUCAAGGCCGUCUGGGGUCUCUCCAUCGCCCUGUGCAUUCUGUUUGCCGUGUCGUCCAUCACGUCCGCCUGUCUCUGGCGGCGCCUGAAGAUGGGUCCCGUCCCCGGAAAGGAUGUGGAGGGACAAUGAGGGCGCGGCCGUGGCGACGCGGCGGGGGCGGUGGCCAGUUCGUCGACGGGGGAGCUUUCAUUCGACGACGAUAAUGAGAAUGCACGUGAUGAGAACGGGGGGGAUGGUGCCGCAGCUGCUGCCCUUCAGUACCCGCGGCCCGUCCUCGAGCAUCCGGGUCUUCAGCGCAAGACGAGCCUCGGCACGUCUGCGAUGCGGGCAUCGUCGCGCGAAAAGACGUGGGGCGCGAGCGCGAGCGAGGGCUCCUCUUCCGACGCCGAUGCAGCAGCCCCCUACCGACCCCUCUAUCAUCACCACCACCCCCCGAGGACACUGUCCCUGUCGCCCGCCACGGCACCCAGAGAGAUACGGACCACGUCGGUCGUCGUUGUGGACGACGGCGUCAACGGGUUCGAGGAAAAGAAUGGCACGACCGCUGUGCCGGUGGCGUAUAUGCCUGCCCUCCCCGGCUCGCCCGGCCCGCUGGCUUCGCCGUCGUCUCCCAUCACGCCGUUGUCCCCGCCUCCCGAGCCGGGAAACCAGCUGGGGCGGCGGGGACCGACGACCAAGUCGCGGCGGAAGACGAUCAAGGAGCUGAUUGACGGAUGGUGGGAUCUGGGUCUUUUGGAAGCGCAUAAGCGGCAGACUAUGCUGGCUGGUCGGCGCUAGCUGAGCUUUUGCUUGAUCGAUAUCUAGCGUUUUCCUGUCUUGUUUUUUUGGUGUGUUUUCUUUUUGGUUCCUUUGGUUGUGUUUGGUUUCCUUUGGCUUCCUUUGGCUUCCUUU
Sodiomyces alkalinus F11 is the source of this 963-nucleotide messenger RNA. RefSeq lists its product as hypothetical. The transcript has a single exon. NCBI's taxonomy places the organism in Eukaryota, Fungi, Ascomycota, Sordariomycetes, Glomerellales, Plectosphaerellaceae. The record is from RefSeq and is a predicted model, not a curated record. The coding region runs from base 185 to 778 and encodes 197 amino acids.